Molecule: messenger RNA, 2439 nt
Organism: Chelonus insularis
Lineage: Eukaryota; Metazoa; Arthropoda; Insecta; Hymenoptera; Braconidae
Gene: tobi
Product: target of brain insulin
Exons: 6
Coding region: 74-2047 (657 amino acids)
Biological process (GO): carbohydrate metabolic process
Molecular function (GO): hydrolase activity, hydrolyzing O-glycosyl compounds
Source: RefSeq, a predicted model, not a curated record
UACUACAGAUUUUAUUACAUGUGAUAAUUUUUUUCUUAUAGUUAUUCAAUUCAUUUAUUUAUUUUUCACCAUCAUGAAAAAAUUAGUCAUAAUAAAUUGUAUUAUUUUUGGUUUAAUAAACUAUUCGUUAGCUAACGAAAAUGAAUUUUUACAAAAUUCCACUACUAAUCGUAUAAAAGUAUCCACUAAAAAUGCGGCAUUCGAAGUCGUUGCAAUUAACAAUAAAUUAAUCUUAAAUUCUACAAAGAAUGAUGGUUCAAAAAUGCACAUUGAAUUUUUCGUCGAAGAACCUUCAUUGUCAAACAAACCUUUGACGAUGAGCCAAUGUGCAAGAAAUUUAGUUUGUAUUGCAAGUGGAAAUAUAACACACACAGUAAUUCAAUCAAUACCAACAAGAGAAUACGUUUCAAUUUCACGUUUUUUACCAACAUCAAAAGGCCGUUUAAUAGAUUGCCUGUCUCUUCAUGAUGACACACAAUGGAUUGGUGGACCUCAAUAUCGUUAUCAACGGUGGCCAGUUCAACACAUGUACUAUGAAGAAGAACCAUAUGUUACCACGCAUCCUACAAAUAUUGCAAUUGCUGAAAGAUAUUGGCUAUCUAGCAGAGGUUUCAGUGUUUAUGUAUAUAACUGGGCACCUCUGUUUCUAGAUCAAAAUAAUUUUAAAGAUAAGCAUUUGUGCCUUAUCGCCGAAAAUAAAAAACCAUAUUCCGACAAUACUAGUCUUGCUCUAUCUUAUGAAGUAGCAUGGCAUAAUGAUUCAAAACUUGCUCAUGAAUCGAUAGUAUCUCGGCAUUUGGGAAAACCUAAUGGAAUUCCUGAUGAACGAAUGGUUCGUCAUCCUAUUUGGUCUACAUGGGCACGAUAUAAAGCAAAUAUUACUGAAAGUAUUGUAAAUAAAUUUGCUAGUGAAAUCGUUGCUAAUAAAUUUAAUAAUAGUCAGUUAGAAAUUGAUGAUAAUUGGGAAACUUGUUAUGGAUCAGCUAUUUUUGAUCCCAAAAAGUUUCCAAAUGUUACUCGAUUAACUCAAGGAUUGAAACGUCAAGGCUUCAGAAUUACCCUUUGGAUUCAUCCAUUUAUUAAUGAAGGAUGUGAACCUGCUUAUUCCACUGCUUUGAAGAAUGGAUAUUUCGUUAAAAAUCAGCAAGGACAAGUACAUACGACAUGGUGGCAGGGUGAAAAAGGAGCCGGUGUGAUUGAUUUUACAAAUCCAAAUGCUACUAACUGGUGGGUUGCACGAUUAAAAGCAAUAGAAAAAUUAGGCGUUGAUAGCUUUAAAUUUGAUGCUGGUGAAUCGUCUUGGCUUCCACAAAUACCAAUAUUAACUGGUCCUAAGGAACUACAGCCAGGAAUUUAUACAAGAGCUUACGUAAAUGCUUUAGCCACUAAUUUCAAUAACAUUAUUGAAGCAAGAGUUGGUUGGGGAACACAGGAUCUUCCAAUAUUUAUCAGAAUGAUCGAUAAAGACACUAGAUGGACCUGGAAUAAUGGAUUACCAACAUUAAUAACAACACUUCUUCAAAUGAAUAUGGCUGGUUAUGUUUACGUACUUCCUGACAUGAUUGGUGGUAACGGAUAUCUAAAUGGAUUUUUGAAUGGAACUUACUUACCAUCCAAAGAAUUAUAUAUCAGAUGGCUUCAAGCUAACGUUUUUAUGCCUUCUCUUCAAUAUUCAUUCACGCCUUGGGAUUUUGAUAAAGAAACUGUUACUAUUUGUAAGAAAUUCACUGACUUGCAUGCCAGUUAUGCCUCAGAUAUCGUGAAAUUAAUGAAUAUUUCUGCAACAACUGGAGCACCAUUGAAUCCACCUAUUUGGUGGAUCGAUCCAACUAAUCAAGAAGCUCACAAAAUAAAUGAUGAAUACCUUUUGGGAACAAAUAUAUUGGUGGCACCAGUGAUCGAAGAAAACUCCGUUGCACGACCGGUUUAUCUUCCUAAAGGAAUGUGGAAAGAUGGAAAUAGUAAUCGUACUUACACAGGACCAAUGUGGAUUGAGAAUUAUCCCGCACCAUUAAAUAUUUUGCCAUAUUUCAUCAAACUACGUUGACUAUUUAACGAGCAUAAUAAGAUAACAAAUAUUAUUUAAUUUGACUAUUAUUCCAUCAUCUUCUGUAUAACUACCAGUUUUUAAUAAUGCAUCACGUUCGGCAAUAAGUUUUUUAAGACGUUCAUCCAGUUCUCCGACACGUGAUUGACAAUGACAUUUAUUUAAAUUCAUCAGGGAUUUUGAAUCAUACAUUGGAGUAACUAAAGAAUCACGGGUUUUUCUUUCAACGGAUGAUUUUGGUCUUAGUGUUUCGAUUUGUUUUUGAAUUUGACCAAGUGAAAUUUUAUCAUUGGCUAAUGCUGCUGAACCUGCUUGUAGUAUAUCUUCUAAACUGAAAAAGAAUUUAUAAAAUGUAAAAAAAGUUUAGCAAAAAAGUAUGCUUCAUAAUGUGA